AUGACGGCCGAUGCCCCGGCAGGGAGCCACUGGAAGGCCCUGCAGCAGCAGAUGCAGGGGCCGCGGAAAAAGCGCUCGACACGCUCGCUGCACGCCAAGGCCGAGGUGGUGUCGACGAGCGCCACGGACGCGCUGCCGUGGUUCGCCGAGGACCUGGCGCCGGGCGACUUGGCGCUCGCAAUGAGCGAGGCGCCGUCGGCGGCGACGGCGGAGGCGAGGAAGCGGCAGGUGCUGGGCGAGCCAUACAAUGCGACGGCGGCGAAGCGCGAGCCGGGCCACUACCUCGCGAUCGACUGCGAGAUGGUCGGUGUCGGACCACGCGGGACGGGCUCGCACCUCGCGCGUGUGUCGAUCGUCAACUGGUACGGCCACGUCGUGCUCGACACGUUUGUGCGGCCGCGCGAGCGCGUGACGGACUUUCGUACGUGGGUGUCGGGCGUGCGGCCAUCGGACCUGAAGCACGCGCCGCCGCUGGCCGAGGUGCAGGCGCGCGUCGCGGAGCUCAUCAAGGGCCGCGUCUUGGUAGGCCAUGCGAUCCACAACGACCUCAAGGCGCUGCUGCUCUCGCAUCCGCGGCACAAGAUCCGCGACACGUCGACGUUCCAGCCGCUGCGCGAGCUCGCGGGCAACAAGCAGCCCGGUCUGCGCACGCUCGCGCGGCUCGUCCUCGACAUUGAGAUCCAGGCGAAGCACGCGGCGCACAGCCCCGUGGAAGAUGCGCAGGCGACGAUGGCCGUGUUCCGCACGCAGAAGGCGGCGUGGGACGCGUCGCUCGGCAUCGGCGUCAAGAAGCACGACGCGCCGCGGCGGACGCCGUCGCUGCGCCGGCCCAAAAGCACCGAGGGAUGGUGGGAGGAGGAGGCGGCCCACUAG
Malassezia restricta is the source of this 873-nucleotide messenger RNA. Its product is annotated as RNA exonuclease 4. Gene Ontology annotation, cellular component: nucleus. The coding region runs from base 1 to 873 and encodes 290 amino acids. The transcript has a single exon. Lineage: Eukaryota; Fungi; Basidiomycota; Malasseziomycetes; Malasseziales; Malasseziaceae. Gene Ontology annotation, molecular function: 3'-5' exonuclease activity; nucleic acid binding. Gene Ontology annotation, biological process: ribosomal large subunit assembly; rRNA processing. The record is from RefSeq and is a predicted model, not a curated record.